Messenger RNA from Naumovozyma castellii, 1422 nucleotides. RefSeq names its product Pcl10p (gene PCL10). The record is from RefSeq and is a predicted model, not a curated record. Bases 1 to 1422 code for a protein of 473 amino acids. Lineage: Eukaryota; Fungi; Ascomycota; Saccharomycetes; Saccharomycetales; Saccharomycetaceae. The transcript has a single exon.
AUGUUAGACCGUGAAUUCUUCUCUGACGGUGACGAAGAUUUGAUAACACGAAAUAACAGCUCCAACAACAACGAUGGCUCCAGCAAAUUAGACUUGAAUCGUGUAGGUGAUGGCGAGACCAAUCUGUUUUAUCUACACGAGUCUAAGCCCUUCCGUAUCCCCUUUAAUCCGAAUUUCUUGAAGAGUAAUAACAAUUUUGCAGAAUUGACAGACGAUUGGGAUUCUUCUAGAAGUACACCAAUUUACCAAUCUCAUUCCGCAUCCCAGGACAAUCGUCAUCAUCUAAAGAAGGUUAGGUUCGAGGAGAAUGAAACUCCCGGUGUUGAGAGCUCCACUCAAGUGGAGAAUGACGACGACGACGACGACGACGAACACGAAUUAAUGAUUAAUGAUUUGGAAUUAAAUGGUAUCAUCGCACCAAAUCCAUUGAAGUUGCAUAACUUGAACAACCAUUCCAUAUCAAACGCCUCAGGGUCCUCCUCCGUCUCCGAGGGGAGAAGGAAUGUGGAGGAUCUUAUACGAUCAGCCAGUGAAGUGAACCAUUACAUCGAGAAAAAUAUGAAUAAUAUCAACACUUUUAGAUCGGCACUCUUAAACAAUGAAUCACUAUAUAAGAGUACCGAUGACUACGACACACCCUUUAAUCUUUCCAGGCCCAUGUCCACGGACACAAGUGAUUCAUGUGAUGCAAAAUUAAUAACGAAUGACAUGUCUCAUAUUGCCAUACAGGAUCAUAAUGAUGAUGACCAUUCUUCAUUUGAAUUUGAAACGUUACCGGCAAAGAAACAGAUCCCAUUUGUAGAUGACGAUUAUUAUAAGAAUCGUAAUACCCCCAUUGAAGAAUAUACCUCACUCUUAACCCCAAAGGAAAUUGACGAAGCUUCAGAAAAAUUCCAAGAAUUGAAUACGGAUGAAGCCAUUACAAACAUGAGGGAAUCCAUUGAAGAAAUAUUGCAAAUGUCAAAUCGUGAACUUUCCAUCGACGAACCACUAGAUGAAAUGAUAGCAUUUUCCAAUUUCAAAAUGAAAAGUCCACCUUCAUUAUCCUAUGCAGAUUUUAUCCAGCGAAUUCAAAAUAAAUGUGAGUAUGACCCUCACGUUUAUUUAAUUGCCACUUAUUUACUACAAACUUUGUUACUCAUUAGAGAGGAACACUCAAGAAAGUUGAAACUAAGAUUCAAAUUUGAAAAAUCUGACGUCCACAGAUUGAUUAUCGCUACUGUAAGGAUAGCCACCAAAUUAUUGGAAGAUCACGUUCAUUCUCACGAAUACUUCUGUAAAGUUUCCGGUAUCUCGAAGAAAUUGCUCAGUAAAUUGGAAGUCUCGCUAUUACUAUGUUUAAAGAACGAAUGUCUACUGAUGACCAAGGGUAAGAUGGCAGCGUCCAUAGACAUCCUCCGAGAACUAAAGGCCUUGCAUUAA